AUGAUUCACAUAUUUUCAAUUUGGUUAUCAUUAUUGAUAGUUCAAUCAAUCAAUAUCAUCAUUACAACAAGUAUACGUUGUAAUGAAGAUAUCGAUGGAUCUUUUCAAGUAAUUGAAAAUUGUCGAGCAUGUGUUAUUUUUAUUGCUCCUACAACUUUACCUGCAACUAGUCCAACAACAACAACAACAAAAACGACAAUUUUAUCAAAAGAAAUAUUUACAUCAUAUGCUGAACCAUCAUUAGAAGAAUUAUUUUUAUUUGGUGAAGCAAAACAUCAUCGUUAUCGUCAUCGUCGUCGACGUAAUGUUGAUACUGUAAUUCAUCAACAAUGUGCUCGAGAAUUAGAUGGUCCAUUAUAUGGUUAUGAUCAAACACAUUGUUAUUGUAAUUCUAAUCAAUGUAAUUCAAAUAUUCAACGAUGUAUUUAUGAAGUAACAUCAAAACGUCAUUUUGCAUGUUAUCAUGGUUCUAAUUCCAGUCUAUAUUCGCUUGAAAUUCGUCAUAAGUGUCGUAGUUGUCGUAUACAUAUUGAAUUUAAUUCGAUAUAUGAUUAUGAAUGUUUAACCUUUGGUGAACGUGAACAAAAUAAUCGAACUUAUUGUACAUGUCAACGACCAAUGUGUAAUCAAGAUGUAUCAACAUGUCAACGAUUUCAACAAGCACCAUCUCAACCACGAUUGAACUUAGGUCUUGAUACUCUUUUAAAUUCAACUCUAUCAACAACAACAAUAUACACUAACACCUCUACUACAAUAAUAUCUAUCACAACAACAACGCUACCAACUACAAUAAUAAUAACAACGACUACUACUACUACUACUAUUACAAGUAGUAUUGUUAUGACAACCAUUGAUACUACUAGUAGUACUACUGAGUCAACUCCAAGUUCAACUACUACUACUACUACUACGACUAUCCCGACUACCACUACUACUCCUAUAACCGCAACCUCAACGAUUGUAAUUACAACAUUGUUCGUUACUACAACACCAAUUAUAACUACAUUACCAGCUGUAAUCGAAACUGAAGAAGAAAUUUCAAUUGAAAAUUCUACAAUAAUUGAAUUAACAACUACAAAUGAAAUAACAACAUCACUUAAUGAAGUACAACACCUUAAAACAGUGUAUAUUGAAGUCAAAAAUCAUGCAAAUUAUUUAUCAUCAAAUUUUCUGUUAAUUUGUACUUUAUUUCAAACAUUUUUUUUCUUUUUAUUUAUUCGAUGCGAUCACUAA
Messenger RNA from Rotaria sp. Silwood1, 1233 nucleotides. NCBI's taxonomy places the organism in Eukaryota, Metazoa, Rotifera, Eurotatoria, Philodinida, Philodinidae. The record is from the annotation of a GenBank genome assembly.